Molecule: messenger RNA, 1320 nt
Organism: Strigops habroptila (Kakapo)
Lineage: Eukaryota; Metazoa; Chordata; Aves; Psittaciformes; Psittacidae
Gene: PPP1CA
Product: protein phosphatase 1 catalytic subunit alpha
Exons: 7
Coding region: 56-1048 (330 amino acids)
Cellular component (GO): cytoplasm; nucleus
Molecular function (GO): protein serine/threonine phosphatase activity
Source: RefSeq, a predicted model, not a curated record
CCGCCUCGCCGGCCCCGGCUGUACGCGCGGCGCGGGGCGGGAGCGUCCGGCGGCCAUGGCGGACACCGAGAAGCUCAACCUCGACUCCAUCAUCAGCCGCCUCCUGGAGGUCCAAGGCUCGCGGCCGGGGAAGAACGUGCAGCUGACGGAGAACGAGAUCCGGGGCCUGUGCCUCAAAUCCCGGGAGAUCUUCCUGAGCCAGCCCAUCCUGCUGGAGCUCGAGGCUCCCCUCAAGAUCUGCGGUGACAUCCACGGGCAGUACUACGACCUGCUGAGGCUCUUUGAGUACGGGGGGUUCCCCCCGGAGAGCAACUACCUGUUCCUGGGGGACUACGUGGACCGGGGCAAGCAGUCGCUGGAGACCAUCUGCCUCCUGCUCGCCUACAAGAUCAAGUACCCCGAGAACUUCUUCCUGCUGCGUGGCAACCACGAGUGUGCCAGCAUCAACCGCAUCUAUGGCUUCUAUGAUGAGUGCAAGCGGCGAUACAACAUCAAGCUCUGGAAGACGUUCACCGACUGCUUCAACUGUUUGCCCAUCGCUGCUAUCGUGGACGAGAAGAUCUUCUGCUGCCACGGAGGGCUGUCUCCCGACCUGCAGUCGAUGGAGCAGAUCCGGCGGAUCAUGCGCCCCACGGAUGUCCCGGAUCAGGGCCUGCUCUGUGACCUGCUCUGGUCUGACCCCGACAAGGACGUGCAGGGUUGGGGGGAGAACGACCGUGGCGUCUCCUUCACCUUCGGCGCCGAGGUGGUGGCGAAGUUCCUGCACAAGCACGACCUGGACCUCAUCUGCCGGGCGCACCAGGUGGUGGAGGACGGUUACGAGUUCUUCGCCAAGCGCCAGCUCGUCACCCUCUUCUCAGCACCCAACUACUGCGGCGAGUUCGACAACGCAGGGGCCAUGAUGAGCGUGGAUGAGACCCUCAUGUGCUCAUUUCAGAUUCUGAAGCCAGCUGACAAGAACAAGGGCAAAUACGGGCAGUUCAGUGGGUUGAACCCCGCCGGCCGCCCCGUCACCCCUCCCCGCAACUCUGCCAAAGCCAAGAAAUGAGGCACGAGCCACCCUCCUCCCUCAGCAUCAGGUCGCUUUUGCUUUCAACUCCUUUUGGGGGGGGCUUUUUUAUUUGGAAGAUCCUGAACACACACCCCCCCCCCCUCCUUCUCCCUUCCCCAGCCACCACCACGCUCCAGCAACCCAAUUCCAAGCCUAAGAUUAUGGGGGGGGGGCUCAAAGCCCCAACCCUGUGGAGGUGGAGGGGCAAAGGGGGGGGUGAGCAGGAGGACUCUUUUUUUGGGGGGAAUAAACUUGUAAUUUGGGGGUUA